AUAUAAAUGGCAAAUGUCCAAAUGAUUUAAUAAACUGUAAGACCUAACAUAGCAUGAUGUUACGGAACUUCCGGGAAGCCAUGCACGUGAGACCGAAAGCCGGAGAUAGGUGGUUGAAGAACCGAGCAGUCGGCGUAGCGAACGAGUCUCGCGAGCUCCAAGGUCUUCCGGUUUCCUGCGGGUCAUCCGUCAUCCUGGUGGUUGUUGAUAGGUUGACAAAGUAUGCACAUUUUGGGUCGUUACCCGGGGACUUUGAUGCCCACUGGACAGCUUUCCAUUUUAUCAACAUGGAGAAGCCUAGCACGAUAGAGGUCUUGAAGUAUUGCUUCACUUCUCAAGAUGGGGAGCCUACUACAUUCGUAUUUGAAAUUGAGACACGUUAUAAUACCAUUAAGAGCCAACAAACUCAAGAGUGCGUUGGGGAUUCUUCCGAAAUGGAUGACAUUGAUGCUUAUGUGGAAGUAGCUGGUGGAGUAGUUAAAAAACGUGUGUAACACCCUAAUCCGUCCAGGUCUGCAGCCCCUUUCGGACUAAAGUAUUUAACUUGAAAAUAGUAAAAAUUUAAAACUUCUCAAACACACUUUAUAAAUCUCAAUAAUAUUUUCAUAACAUAUACAGUACAGAGUAUUCAAUAAUAUUGCGGAAGCGAA
Messenger RNA from Cuscuta campestris, 650 nucleotides. The record is from the annotation of a GenBank genome assembly. NCBI's taxonomy places the organism in Eukaryota, Viridiplantae, Streptophyta, Magnoliopsida, Solanales, Convolvulaceae.